Molecule: messenger RNA, 1080 nt
Organism: Fusarium venenatum
Lineage: Eukaryota; Fungi; Ascomycota; Sordariomycetes; Hypocreales; Nectriaceae
Molecular function (GO): protein binding
Source: RefSeq, a predicted model, not a curated record
AUGGCUACAUCCUGCUGCAGCAGCGGCAUCCAACAACUCAUCCGUGACGGAGAAUCUCAGUUCAAUGGCAUGAUUCGUCAUUCACCCAAUCAGACUCUCCCAUCCAUUACACCCAUCACCAACCAGCCACGAGUGUAUGCUUCAUCUCUAGGCCAAUUGGACCUCCUUCCUGCAGAGCUUCUGCUCUCUGUCCUCGAUCUUCUCGAUUUCCAGUCUCUGUCCCGCCUUUCACGGGUAUCUCUCCUGGGCAAAGAUGUCAUAGAGGAUUUGCCAGUUUACAGCGACAUGGUUCAGCAUGCCCCAGAGACAUUGGCCACUUUGGGUCAAACUCAUCUGCUAGGCCAUCAUCCUGCCACUCUUCUUCACUCUACCCUACGGCAGAGCAAAUGUGUGUCGUGUUUUGCCUUUGGCGGGUUUCUCUUUUUGCCCACGUGUGAGAGGGUUUGUUUCGAAUGUCUAUAUGAGAACCAGGCUCUCCGAAUGACUUCCCCAGCCAUGGCGAAGCAGUGCUUUGGUCUCACAGGUGACGACCUGGGGCGAAUCCCUAUCAUGCACAGUAUUCCUGGUACCUUUGGUCUCAGGUUCCAGUUUGUGCAUAAACAGGUGGAACAUCUUGUCAGUGUCAAGCAGGCAAAGAAGCUUGCGCUGGGAAUACAUGGCUCAGCUGAGGAGCUUGCCAAGCUGAGGCCAACAUACCGCCCUGGCACAGUAUCAAUGAAAGAUGCUGCUAUUUUUAGACAUUUCCACGAAGCUUCGCUGGACUCUCCAGGAUGUGAUCUGUCGAGACUGCCCAGAAAAGCUGAAGUAGUGGAAGAUGACUUUGGUGGAAUGGCCUCCAUCCGGUUUCCAUAUCUCUCAGAUACUGGCGCUGAGAAAGGUGUCCUAUGUAAAGGAUGCCUCGUUACGUACAGCCAUUACAUGCAGGGCAUACUUCCUCAACCUGCUUUCUCACAAAUUGUCCCAGCGGAUGUUGGGCCAUAUCGUCCACUUCUAGCGUUAUUGACUCGCCUGUGGUCUCCAGAAGGGUUCCGUAAGCACGUACAUGAAUGCUAUGGCGCACGACGAAUUCUUGGACUGUGA